UAUCGAAUCAUUAGAUUCCUCGCGAUUGUUGCCGUCUGAAAAGUAAAUCGCGCGUGAAAGGUCGCGAGUGUCUCGCGUAAAGUGUCACUUCAAUGGAUUGCGGGAAAUCAUUCCCUAAUCUUCUCAUGCUUUGAUGUCUCCUCGUUCGAACUUCAACGGAAGUGAUCGAGAACUGAUCCGGUUUAUUUCUAUGGAUUCCGACAAGCCUCAUUCGAUCUUCGCAUGCAUCAAAGUCAUCAAGAUGUCUUCUCGUUGAAUUGGAACGGAAGCGACCGUACUGAUACCUGAUUAUCAGAUUUUGAUGAGAGCGACGACGGUGUGGCGCGAUCGUGUGGCUCAUUAGCUAUCAAGAUUUCUUCAGGAAAGUCGCCGAUAUGGGCAUGCCAUCGAAUCAUCAGUGACGCGCGAGCGUUGGUCGAUGGAAAGUGAGUGAAGAGUAGCUAAAAGAAGCGUGACGUGAAAUUAAAUUGUUCGCUGGAAAAUGUGGUCGCUGGUGUUUGUCACUACCUUGGCAUUAAGCAGUGCUGUAUCGGAGACAGUGAACUUACCAAGUAAUGAUACGUGGCAAUACAGUUUCGGGGUUGAUUAUGAAAAUAAUCAAUUUUUAUUGGACGGAAAACCCUUCCGGUAUGUUUCCGGUAGUUUUCAUUACUUUCGAGCACCUAGACAAUAUUGGAGGGAUCGUUUAAGGAAAAUGCGAGCCGCGGGUCUUAAUGCGGUCUCCACUUAUGUCGAAUGGAGUCUUCACGAACCAGAACCAGGCCAGUUUAAUUGGGCCGGCGAUGCCGAUCUAAUAGAAUUCCUAAAUAUCGCGCAAGAGGAAGACUUGUUCGUAUUGCUACGACCGGGUCCUUACAUUUGCGCGGAAAGAGAUUUGGGUGGUCUACCAUAUUGGUUGCUUCGUGAAGCGCCGGAUAUAAAGCUACGUACAAAAGAUGCAGCUUUCAUGAAAUAUGCCACAGCAUAUUUGAAUCAAGUGUUAGAAAAAGUCAAGCCACUUUUAAGAGGCAAUGGAGGGCCGAUAAUCAUGGUUCAGAUAGAGAAUGAAUAUGGAAGCUAUAAUGCUUGCGAUACCGAAUACACGGACAUGUUGAAAGAAAUCAUUGUCGGAAAGGUCGGCAGUAAGGCUCUUCUCUACACGACGGACGGUGCAUCUGCGUCCUUGCUCCGUUGCGGUUUCGUACCUGGUGCAUAUGCCACCAUCGAUUUCGGGACAUCCGUUAACGUGACCAACAGUUUUCAAUCUAUGCGUCUCUAUCAACCACGAGGUCCCUUGGUGAAUUCUGAAUUUUAUCCAGGAUGGUUAACUCACUGGGGGGAAACCUUCCAGAGGGUGAAAACCGAAGCUGUCACAAAGACAUUGAGGGAAAUGCUUGCUCUAGGCGCUUCCGUUAAUAUUUACAUGUUCUACGGUGGUACAAACUUUGGUUUCACUUCCGGCGCUAACGGCGGUGUAGGUGCAUAUAGUCCACAGAUAACUUCUUACGAUUAUGACGCUCCUUUGACUGAAGCCGGAGAUCCGACAGACAAAUACUUUGCUAUAAGAGAUGUCAUCGGUCAGUAUCUGCCAUUGCCGAAUAUAUCUCUUCCAACCGAAUCUCCGAAAGGCAAUUACGGUCCGGUAUUAUUAGAGCCAAUACAGAAGCUAUUCGAUAGCGAAUCCUCGUUCGUGAUAAGCUGGGCGAGCAGCGACAAACCUAGAACUUUCGAGCAUCUAUCUGUGAAUCAAGGUUUUGUACUUUACGAGACGGAUUUGCCGCCUCCCGUUUUCGACCCAGUUAUAUUAAGGGCAACCAUAAAGGAUAGAGCGCUGGUUUACGUGGACGGUCGAUUAUCGGGCACGUUGAGUCGUAUGGAUAAGAUAUUUACUAUUCCGUUAGAGAAUCCUUACGGUCGCCGUCUAAGUCUAUUGAUAGAGAAUCAAGGCCGUUUGAAUUUUGGCAACGAAAUCCAUGAUUUUAAGGGUAUAUCAAAUGUGACUCUCAGCGGAACUCCAUUGAUUAAUUGGAAUAUGACGGGCUACGCGUUCUCUGACGUGUCAUUUCUUCAAGAUGUGAUGACCAUAGACAUAGAGAGCGGGACUCUAAACAAUGGCCCGGUAUUUCUUCGUGGACGCUUCACGAUUACCGGGCAACCGUUGGAUACAUUUUUAGACACUACAGGCUGGGGUAAAGGAGUGGCUUUCGUGAACGGUCACAAUCUUGGUAGAUACUGGCCGUUAGUCGGCCCGCAAAUAACUUUGUAUGUUCCGGCUCCGUAUCUUCGUACAGGCGAGAAUGAGUUGAUUUUAUUGGAAUUGGAAUACAUAUCGCAGACGAGAAAGAUGAAGUUUCAAUCCGUACCGAAUUUGGGAUAGCAGAGCUUGGAUAAUUAGACGAAACUCUUGUAUAACGUUAGAAAUAAAUAUACGAGAGAUUUCUCUACCGUAGAAAUUUUUUUGUCCACAAUUGAAAGUAUAUUCCCAAAAAUACAUUUAGCGUAGCUGUAUGAUUUUCGCUCAAAUAUUGUAAUUAAUAAAAAAAACAUUGAUAAAUCGUUCGUUCUAUAUCCUAUUAAUUAAUUAAUUGUUUUCUUUUAGGUAAAAAAUGAAACGAUCAGAAUGUUACCAAAAAAUAAUGUAUUCUGUAGUAAAAUAGAUUGAUUCGGAAUAUUUUACGCGAUAGAAAUGCUAUGUUUUCUUAAAGAAAUAUUGCAUAAUAUUGCAAAAUUAACGAUUUAAAAUCAUAAUUUUAUGCUCAUCUUAUUUGAUCUAUCAGGAGUUUAAUCGUCUCGAUAAAAAAAAUACGCCAUCCGGAUAUCAAAGAUAUGAAAAGAACAUUACAGGAACAUUUAACGACAAUUUCUACGAUACAGAAAUCGA
Molecule: messenger RNA, 2860 nt
Organism: Camponotus floridanus (Florida carpenter ant)
Lineage: Eukaryota; Metazoa; Arthropoda; Insecta; Hymenoptera; Formicidae
Product: beta-galactosidase
Exons: 13
Coding region: 482-2356 (624 amino acids)
Biological process (GO): carbohydrate metabolic process
Cellular component (GO): vacuole
Molecular function (GO): beta-galactosidase activity
Source: RefSeq, a predicted model, not a curated record